This is a messenger RNA of Triticum aestivum (bread wheat), 1909 nucleotides long. Its product is annotated as nuclear pore complex protein NUP50B. The transcript is spliced from 2 exons. Gene Ontology annotation, cellular component: nuclear pore. The record is from RefSeq and is a predicted model, not a curated record. Bases 311 to 1585 code for a protein of 424 amino acids. Gene Ontology annotation, biological process: intracellular transport. Lineage: Eukaryota; Viridiplantae; Streptophyta; Magnoliopsida; Poales; Poaceae.
AACCAGGUACAGAAACCACGAAGGGUUUCCGGAGGAGCAAAAUCUAGGCGCCGCCGUCGCCACUCGGCUCACGCCUUGGUCGCCCGCUUCUCCUCCCUAGGUUUUCUUCGCGCUGCUCCUCCCCGGCUACGCCUCCGCGCGCGCUCGUCGUCUCCAUCCGCCUCCGUCUCCGUCUCCCUGGCCGAGCUCGUCGCCGUCCUCCGUAGCGGCUCGCCCGGUCGUCGUCGCAGCUCCCCCCGCCGGAGGUUCUCCGCCGUCCUGAUCCGGCCGGCUUCGCUCGUCUCCCCGGCUCAAGCCAAAACUUGUAAGGAUGGCGGACGAGGAACAUGCUCAAACUUCUAGGAAGAGGGUUGCAGACAAACAAAUCAACAAGGAUCAUCCUGAGCCUGAUGAUGACUCAUCGGAACAAGAGACAGGAACAUUUAAGAAAGCUAGUGAAGAAGUGAUGGCAACCCGGAAGAUUGUAAAGGUUCGGCGUCAGCAGCCAUCAGCAGCUCCUUCUUCAAAUCCUUUCUCUGCAAUUAGAUUCACCCCCAAUGAUUCCAUUGCUCAAGCGAGUAUCACAGUCUCAGAGCCUCCACCUUCUGAUGUUAGCAAUGGCAAGUCCAGUGCCCUAACUGAAGCACCCUCUCAACUUGUUGAGUCAGAUGGCAAGGCAGAAGUUACAGUGGAUGGAACUGGUGAGGACAAAGUGGUUGUUGAAGAACUCAAGGAAGAUAACAGCAAGACAUCUGAAAUUGAGGGCAAAACAAAUGAUGGAGAUGCUGAAGAGAAGAAAGCAGUGGAUGAAGCUGGAGGUGAAGAUAAAGUUAGCAAGGAUGAUGAUGAGAAGAAUGAUGAAGCUGAAUCAGGGACCAAGGAUGGAUCAUCUGAGCAGAAGGACGCUGAUAACAAAGGGCAGUCAUCAUCGCCGACACCUCUUUUCUCCUUCACCAAUCUGUCAAGUGGCCAAAAUGCUUUCACAGGACUGGCUGGAACUGGAUUUUCAGGCUCAUCAUUUUCAUUUGGCUCGGGCUCUAAAGACAGCUCAAAUGCUCCCCUAUUUGGGCUAAAGAGUGAUGGCUCAUCAUUCCCUUCUUUCAACAUUGGUGCUACCAACAAUGGGAGUUCUGCCCCAUCACUCGCCACUGCAGCAGACGCACCGAAGAAAUUUGCCAUGUCAGAGGGCCCAGUUGAAACCGGCGAAGAGAACGAGAAGGCUGUAUUCACUGCUGACUCUGCUAUAUACGAGUACCUCGACGGCGGCUGGAAGGAAAGAGGAAGGGGUGAACUGAAGCUGAACAUCCCGGUAUCUGGCGGUGAGAGAUCUCGGCUCGUCAUGAGGGCCAAGGGCAACUACCGGCUCAUUCUGAAUGCAAGCCUUUACGACGACAUGACGCUGAAGGACAUGGACAAGAAGGGCGUGACGUUUGCUUGCAUCAACAGCAUCGGCGAAUCACCGAGUGGGCUCACCACAUUUGCUCUGAAGUUCAAGGAUACCGGCAUCCGGGAAGAUUUCAAGGCUGCAGUGGAGACGCACAAGGCGAAGAAGGCUUCGGACACGCCAAAGACUCCCGAGGGCUCCCCGAAGGCGUCCGACGUUUGAAACCCACCCCGGUGUUCCGUGUUUUGAUGUGUAUGUGUCGGAGCAAGGAGCCGAGGCGUUCCUUGCUCAUCCUGGAGUCUUAUAAAGUUAAAACAUAUCGUACCCAUGUCAUAUGGUUUCUGGCGUGUCCUGUUGCUGGUCUGGAACGGUGGGUGGUCUGUUGAACUUCAAUUAAAGUCAUAAAUCUUGGUAAACUGGAGAAAUGGGACUCGUUUCAGGCUAUAUGCUUCUUCUGCUAUGCGAUAUGUAGUAUAUUCAGUAAUGUAUUUGAGUGAGUCAUCACCACAUCACUAUUUUAUGCAUGUUAGUCGUCGCGUUUGCACA